This is a messenger RNA of Myotis davidii, 1483 nucleotides long. RefSeq names its product tudor domain containing 10 (gene TDRD10). Gene Ontology annotation, molecular function: RNA binding. The transcript is spliced from 11 exons. Lineage: Eukaryota; Metazoa; Chordata; Mammalia; Chiroptera; Vespertilionidae. The record is from RefSeq and is a predicted model, not a curated record. The coding region runs from base 43 to 1038 and encodes 331 amino acids.
CGUGACCGACCCGCAGCGGAACCGCUGGGGAAGAAGGGGGUGAUGGAGGAGCAGAAGCCUCUGCGAUUCAAGAAGAGGGAGACCGAGGUGUAUGUUGGCAACCUUCCUCUGGACAUCUCUGAGGAGGAGAUUCGGUACCUGCUGAAGGACUUCAACCCUCUCCGUGUCCAUAGGGUCCAGAGUGGCUACAGAUGCUUCGCGUUUGUGGACCUGGGCUCCGUGCACAGAGUGGCGCUGGCGAUCCAGGAGCUGAAUGGGAAGCUCUUCCACAGCCGGAAACUGUACGUGAAUUCCAGCAGACGCUCUCCCAAGCGGCCGCCUGACGGGGCCCAGAGGCCCCAGGAGCUGCAGGUGUCGCAGCGGCCUUCCUGUCGAGGGUUUGCCGAAAUCACUGCUUAUUUCCAGCUCACCCCCAAAGCUCCCGGUGACCCCCGAGAGACAGCGAGACGGAGGACACCCUUAUUUGCAGUCCCCAUGGAAAUGAGAGGCUCCUUCCUGGUGCCGCUCCUGAGGGAAUGCUUCCGCGACCUGGGCUGGCUGGCCACCAUCUGCCACACGGGCGGGGACGUGGGGCUGCUGGUGACCAGUAUUGUCCCUCGGACCCCGUUCUUCUGGGCCAUGCACGUCACGGAGACUCUGCACCAGAACAUGCAGGUGCUCUUCAGCACCCUGGCCGAGGCGGAGGGGCAGCAGCCCUACCUGCAGGACGCAGCCGUGCAGCGCGGGGCCCGCUGCCUGGCCGAGUACCACCUGGGCACUUACGGCUGGGCCUGGAACAGGUGCUGGGUAGUGGACAGGGUGGAUACCUGGGCUGUGGUCCUGUUCGUCGACUUUGGGCAGUCGGCCACCGUCCCGGUGCAGUGUCUGCGCAGCCUGGAUAGUGAUGACUUCUGGACCAUCCCCCCCCUGACUCAGCCUUUCAUGCUGAGGAAAGGCACUCUGAGUUCCUAUCAGCAGACCCAUCACAUCCUCAAAGGGAGAAUCACCGGCGCUUUGAACUUGGAGCCACAAAUCCUGAAGUUCGAAGAGUUAAGAUGAUGUGGCUGGCAUCAGCUCCCUCCCUCCUUUAUGUAUUCUUCGUGCCCCCUCCCCCCUCCCCUCCCCCUGCCUGCCCUGACCUGUGUCCCCCUUCCACUCGCAAGGCCACACUGGUGCCCAGGAUUGAUUUGCAUUUGCCUUUACCCUCAGUUCCCCUCAGAAAAGUCUCAGAUUUGUCAUGUGCCUUCAGUUCCCCACCCAGCACGGACAUUUGAACCAAACCUAGAAAGCCUACAUGGGAAGCUUCAGGCGGCCAUGUAUUUAUUUUCUGUCUUUUGUGUGUGCCCCCAGAGCACGAUAUAAAUUGCUCUCACAGAUUCUGGAGAUUCUGGAGAAUGGAAGGGCCCCCUGCUUUCUUUUCCGGGGAUUCCAUGGUAGAACCAGGUGGGGAACACUGAACCAGUGAGCCAUCCCCAUGGAGAAUAAACGUUGGCACGGUUCACGA